This is a messenger RNA of Fragaria vesca subsp. vesca, 1254 nucleotides long. Its product is annotated as F-box protein CPR30-like. The record is from RefSeq and is a predicted model, not a curated record. The coding region runs from base 1 to 1254 and encodes 417 amino acids. The transcript has a single exon. Gene Ontology annotation, molecular function: protein binding. NCBI's taxonomy places the organism in Eukaryota, Viridiplantae, Streptophyta, Magnoliopsida, Rosales, Rosaceae.
AUGGUGAGGUGCAACGAAAUUCGGAGGCAACUGAUGGAUCUACCUAUGGAUAUGUUGGUGGACAUCCUUUUGAGGCUGCCGGUAGAAUCACUGCGUCACAUCAGACGUGUGUGCAAGACCUUGUUAAACACAAUUGACAGCCUCUCUUUCAUCAGGCAACACACACUUUUACUCAUUGCAGGCAACAACCAUGUUGUUCAUCGAGUACCUCAACUUAUGUGCCUUGCUCAAACUCAUCCUCCUUCCGAUGGAGAAGAGAUUACUAUAUUUGCGACUUUGCAAUCACUGAGAUAUGAUGGCGGCACCGCCCUGACAAAAGGCGAAUUCACAUAUUCGACAUCAAGCCCUUCCCCGGCAAACUACAUGAUAAAUUUUGUUUUCUACAACUUGUUUUGCAUGGACUGGGAAGAUGGACAUUGCUUGUUGAUCAAUCCUCUUCUUAAACAAGUUCUAACUCUCCCAACUGAUAACAUCCGACAACUUACAAAAUAUGGUCUGAAUUGUGAAGUGUACUUUUGGUAUGGUAUGGGAUUUGAUGAUAUAACCAACACCUACAAAAUUGUUCGUGUUUCUAGGUUUGCCAAUAAGGAAAACUAUCGUGAUAUUCGCGGCAGGUUAGUGCAUAUUCUAGUAUUGGGCACCAACUCCUGGAGAGAAAUACCAUCCCUUCCUCCCUCUGGUUUACCUCGCUUGUAUGCUGUUUGUGCACACGGAGAUAUGCAUUGGCUGAUUAGAAGAAUGACAGGAGGUGUAAUAAAAGGACAUAUAAUUUCUUUCGACUUCAAAACAGAAGAGUUUCACUGGACUCCUACCCCUCCCACAUUGCAAAGGUCGAACAUGAACUCCACCUCGCACUUGCUUACUUUAAGAGGAUCCAUGGCCAUUGUGGAGACGUUUCCAUUAGCAGAAGGAGGUAUGAAGGUUGAGAUAUGGGUGAUGAAAAAUUAUGCAAAAAAAGAAUGGGCCAGAGAAUACAGCAUAAAUGUCGACAUGCGUCCUGAGCAUGAGUUGAACUAUGGGACUUGUGGUGAAUGGGAGCAUGGCAUAUUUUUCAAUGAUCAUUACAUUUUCUGUUUAAAGUCUGAGAAUAUGACUAGAUUGUUUUUGGAUCUUAGAAGUGAUUCCGUCAAUACUGCGAUAUGCCCACUUGAGAAUGAGUUGCUUGUAAACAUCAAGAGCUAUACUGGGAGCUUGAUUUCCUUAAAAGAUUUUGGUACUUCUGGUUUCAGUAGUACUGAUGAGCCUAGCUCAUGA